AGAAGUAGCGAGAAAAUUAUGGCUUUGAGGGAUAUACCAAAUUUCAUCUUCGUUAUUUUUAUUUCAGUUUGUGUUUCAAUCUUCGUACAGGUGGAUUUCUUUAUAUUAAAAAAUGAAUUAGGAUAUUUUAUUGAUCCUUUGGUGAUCGAACCUUGGUCUGGUGCCGAUGUUGUUGAUUCAGAUGUGAUGAUUAGCACUUCACGAUAUAAAUCAAGGAAGAAUAAAAACUCUGUUGCUGAAGCUAAUGCAGCUUUAAAAGCUGCCAUAACUUUGAGGAAAAAAGGAAACUGGCGAAAGGCUGAAAUAGUCAUUCAUCACGCAUUGUCUCUUGCUCCUAUGCAUCCAGAUAUUCUUACUGAAUAUGGCAUAAUUACUGAAAUUGGUAAGGAAAAUAUUGUUGAAGCUGAAGAAUUGUAUACGCGAGCACUUCAUUGUAAACCAGAUCAUCGAGAAGCAUUAAUUAGGAGAGCUCGAACUUUGCCAUUGGUCGAAGAAAUAGACAAUCAAAUGCUGAAGAAACUUCAUACAAAACGAGCCUUUUUUCUACGUAUCCCACCAACUAAUUCUGCCUUACGUCGUGCGAUGCGCGAAUCCUACUUUUUACACAUAUAUCAUAGUGUAGCACUUGAAGGCAAUACAAUGACCUUAAUUCAAACCAGGUCAUUACUGGAAUCUCGCAUGGUAGUUGCUGGUAAAAGUAUCGUCGAACAUAAUGAAAUACUCGGGAUGGACGCUGCUUUGCGUUUUUUAAAUCAAAGUGUGGUGCAUAUUGGUCAUAUUACUGCUGAUGAUAUUAUCAACAUCCAUCGUCGCGUCCUAUCAUAUGUCGAUCCCGAUUGGGCAGGUGUUUACCUAAAAAAGUUAUAUAACAAAAAAGAUUUUUUUUUUAGAAAAAAAUUUUUUUCUACUGAAUAUAUAUUUUUCAUAAAUAUAUAUUAUUUUCAGGUUUAUAUUCAUCCAUUCAUUGACGGGAAUGGAAGAACCGCGCGUCUACUUAUGAAUUUAAUUCUAAUGCAAGGAGGUUUCCCACCAAUAAUCAUUCCAGUUGAAGCGCGAGCCGAAUAUUAUCAAGCUCUCAAUACAGCGAAUGGAGGUGAUCUUAGGCCUUUUAUUCGUUUCAUUGCUCGUCAAGCUGAUUCGACUCUCCAGGUCUUAAAAAAGAAAUUCUUUUUUCAUAUUUUUUGUUUAUUUAGAAUUUCGCUUUUGAUUUUUGUAGUUAAAUUCUAUAUUUUAACGUAUAUUAUAGUUCGGUUCUUAAUUUAUUAUUUUUUAUUUUUAUUUUUAUUCCAAAAUUUAUUAUUUACUAUUUUUUAA
Molecule: messenger RNA, 1314 nt
Organism: Dracunculus medinensis (Guinea worm)
Lineage: Eukaryota; Metazoa; Nematoda; Chromadorea; Rhabditida; Dracunculidae
Source: the annotation of a GenBank genome assembly